Vicia faba (fava bean) is the source of this 3105-nucleotide messenger RNA. The record is from the annotation of a GenBank genome assembly. NCBI's taxonomy places the organism in Eukaryota, Viridiplantae, Streptophyta, Magnoliopsida, Fabales, Fabaceae.
AUGGAUCUUCCUAGUCUCGCUGUUAUACUCCAAGCUGCUCUCAGUCCUAAUCCGGAUGAACGGAAAGCUGCUGAACAGAACUUGAAUCAGUUCCAGUAUGCACCUCAGCAUUUGGUGAGGUUGUUGCAAAUCAUUGUAGACAACAACUGUGACAUGGGUGUACGGCAAAAUGCUAGUAUUCAUUUCAAGAAUUUUAUUGCGAAGAACUGGUCUCCUGAUUCUGAUACUACCCAACAAAAGAUAUUGCAGAGUGAUAAAGACUUGGUGAGGGAUCACAUUCUCAUGUUUGUAACUCAAGUUCCUCCUUUGUUGAGGGUACAACUUGGUGAAUGCCUGAAAACAAUUAUACACGCUGAUUACCCCGAACAGUGGCCUCUUCUUCUUGAUUGGGUGAAGCAUAACCUACAGGAUCAACAAGUCUAUGGUGCCUUAUUUGUGCUACGGAUUCUGUCUAGAAAAUAUGAGUUCAAGUCAGAUGAGGAGAGGACACCAGUUUAUCGCAUUGUCGAUGAAACAUUUCCUCACCUUCUUAAUAUAUUUAACAGGCUUAUCCAGAUUGUUAAUCCAUCACUGGAAAUAGCAGAUUUAAUCAAGCUUAUCUGUAAAAUAUUCUGGUCCUCCAUAUAUUUGGAGAUUCCAAAACUGCUGUUUGAUCAAAAUAUCUUCAAUGCUUGGAUGAUACUUUUUCUGAAUGUAUUGGAGAGACCUGUGCCUUCUGAAGGUGAGCCUGUUGAUCCCGAUCUUAGAAAGUCAUGGGGUUGGUGGAAGGUCAAGAAAUGGACAGUUCAUAUUCUAAAUAGGCUCUACACUCGUUUUGGAGACCUGAAGCUACAAAAUCCUGAAACCAGAGCUUUUGCUCAAAUGUUCCAGAAGCACUAUGCAGGGAAGAUUUUGGAAUGCCACUUGAACUUGUUAAAUGUCAUUCGAGUAGGGGGCUAUCUACCUGACAGAGUUAUCAACUUGAUUCUUCAAUAUCUCAGUAACAGUAUUUCAAGGAAUAGCAUGUAUGCUUUGCUGCAACCUCGCCUUGAUGUCCUAUUAUUUGAAAUAGUAUUCCCCCUUAUGUGCUUUAGUGACAAUGAUCAAAAGCUUUGGGAAGAAGAUCCACAUGAAUAUGUAAGGAAAGGCUAUGACAUAAUUGAAGAUUUGUAUAGUCCUAGGACUGCUUCCAUGGAUUUCGUGAGCGAGUUGGUUCGGAAACGUGGAAAAGAAAAUCUUCACAAGUUUAUACAAUUCAUUGUUGAAAUUUUCCGAAGGUAUGAUGAAGCCGCCAUAGAAUUCAAGCCAUAUAGACAGAAAGAUGGUGCACUUCUUGCUAUUGGGGCACUUUGUGACAAAUUGAAGCAGACCGAGCCUUACAAAUCUGAACUUGAGCGCAUGCUAGUGCAACAUGUCUUUCCCGAGUUCAACAGUCCUGUUGGCCACCUUAGAGCUAAGGCAGCAUGGGUUGCAGGUCAGUAUGCCCAUAUUACCUUCUCAGAUCAGAACAAUUUCCGGAAGGCAUUGCAGUGUGUUGUAUCCAGAAUGCAAGAUUCUGAACUUCCUGUGCGCGUUGAUUCUGUUUUUGCCUUGCGCUCUUUCAUCGAAGCAUGCAAAGAUCUGAAUGAAAUCCGUCCUAUUCUUCCUCAACUUCUUGAUGAGUUUUUCAAACUUAUGAAUGAGGUUGAGAAUGAAGACCUGGUAUUUACUUUGGAGACUAUUGUGGACAAGUUUGGAGAAGAGAUGGCGCCUUAUGCACUAGGACUAUGUCAAAAUUUGGCUGCUGCAUUUUGGAGGUGUAUGAACUCUGCAGAAGCUGAUGAUGAAGCUGAUGAUCCAGGUGCUCUGGCCGCAGUUGGUUGUUUACGUGCUAUUAGCACAAUCCUUGAAUCAGUUAGCAGGCUUCCUCACCUUUUUGUGCAAGUUGAGCCAACUUUGCUUCCUAUAAUGCAAAAAAUGUUAACAACAGAUGGUCAAGAGGUUUUCGAAGAAGUUUUGGAGAUUGUAUCAUAUAUGACAUUUUUCUCUCCAUCAAUAUCUCUGGAGAUGUGGACUCUUUGGCCAGUGAUGAUGGAAGCGCUGGCAGAUUGGGCAAUUGAUUUCUUUCCAAAUAUUUUAGUUCCGUUGGACAACUAUAUUUCAAGAGGAACUGCUCAUUUCCUUACUUGCAAAGAUCCUGAUUAUCAACAAAGUCUAUGGAACAUGGUUUCAUCUAUUAUGGCGGAUAAAAAUAUGGAGGAUAACGAUAUUGUGCCAGCUCCAAAGCUUAUUGAAGUUGUCUUCCAGAAUUGUAGAGGACGGGUGGAUCACUGGGUGGAGCCAUAUCUCAGAAUCACAAUUGAACGCUUGAACCGGACUGAAAAGUCAUAUUUGAAAUGUCUUUUCAUGCAACUGAUUGCAGAUGCUCUUUACUACAAUGCAGCACUGACUCUCAGCAUAUUGCAAAAGUUGGGUGUCGCCUCUGAAUUCUUCCAUCUUUGGUUUCAUUUGUUGGGACAAGUCAAAAAGAGUGGUUUGCGCGCUAAUUUCAAAAGGGAACAUGAGAAGAAAGUGUGCUGCCUUGGUUUAAUUUCAUUGCUGGCACUUCCGGCUGAUCAAUUGCCUGGGGAGGCUUUGGGCCGAGUAUUUCGGGCCACACUUGAUCUUCUAAUUGCUUACAAGGAUCAAGUUGCAGAAGCUGCAAAGGAGGAAGAAGCUGAAGAUGAUGAUGAUAUGGAUGGCUUUCAAACUGAUGACGAAGAUGAAGAUGGCAAUGGUUUUGAUAAGGAAAUGGGUGUUGAUGGUGAAGAUCCGGAUGAAGCUGAUAAUAUCACACUUAGAAAGUUGGCUGAACAGGCAAAGUCAUUCCGUCCUGCUGAUGACGAUGAUGAUGAUUCAGAUGAAGAUUACAGUGAUGAUGAGGAGUUGCAGUCCCCAAUUGAUGAAGUGGAUCCUUUUAUUUUCUUUGUGGAUACGAUGAAAGUUAUACAAUCAUCAGACCCAUUGCGGUUUGAGACUCUCACCCAGUCGCUUGAGUUCAAUUAUCAAGCUCUUGCUAAUGGUGUUGCCCAGCAUGCCGAGCAGAGAAGGGUAGAAAUUGAAAAGGAAAAACUAGAGAAGGCAUCAGCAGCUGCCACAGCUUCUUAA